Molecule: messenger RNA, 1357 nt
Organism: Lasiosphaeria miniovina
Lineage: Eukaryota; Fungi; Ascomycota; Sordariomycetes; Sordariales; Lasiosphaeriaceae
Exons: 2
Coding region: 143-1291 (382 amino acids)
Source: RefSeq, a predicted model, not a curated record
AAACAAGGCAGACACCAGAGCCGGGCUACCCCGCCAACUGGCUCGGCCUGACUGCAUAUCAACGUGUGGGAGGGGGAACCGAUAUGAAAGCCUUACCCCAGGCCUUUCCAAGGAGGGAUGGGUGAGACCGUGAGCCUUGAGGAUGAACAAGGAGGGCCGUUUUUCGCGCUCAAUCCGUCAUCCACCUUCCGUCCCCUUAGCCUGCCUAAGGUACGUACUCAGCAUCUCCCGAGCCUCGCCGACAUAUUUAGGCCGGACAAACAGGAUGUCACCCCUGGAUGCGGAGCCAAGCAGCAUCGUCAACAAGUACUUCCACGACAGGAAAGAAGAGAUGGAGGAGAUGCACGACGCGUUUGUUGUGAAGCCGCCACACCCAAGGGCUUCGUCGCGAGCGAGCCUUCAACAGCCGGGGGACAGGAGACAAGAUUUCAUGACGGCCUUGAACAAGUAUAGUCGCGACCUAGAUCAAUUGAGCCGCGAGCCCGAGAUCAAUUUCGACGUCAGGAACUGCGAGUGGUCUGACGUGCUUAAGAAGCUGCAGGACGCCGAUGACGCCGUCGCCAAGCGAAUGGAACGCGAUAAGACGUUGUGGGUAAAGGGGAGAAUGGUCUUGACCAACAUGUCAAACUUGUUUGAGCCCGUCCUGCAAGCGAUCCCGGACGAGUUGAGCUUCCUCCACGGCGGGCUGGCUCUCGUCCUGCACGUAAGAGACUGCCCAAUGAGCCCCGCGUCGUCUUGGCCGGAUCGAUCUUCAUCUGACGGAGAAUCUGCGCAGCUAGCCAAAGGUCGGGAGAAAAUCAGAGGAGACAUUGUCAACGCCUUUGAAGACGUAACCUAUACCAUCGCCAUCGCUGGAAACGCCUCGGAGAUUGGGCCGGCCGAUGCCAGGCUCUGCGACGCCCUAGACCAGCUGCGCAUCACCCUGUUCGAUGCAAUCCCCCAUCUCAUCAAAAUUCUCGUCCCGGAGAAGUUGGCCAAGCUCGCCGCCCCGCUCCGGUCCUCGCAAGCAGGGCGGCUGCUAGACUCCAUCCGGAACGACACGAGGCGAGUGGACAUGCGUGCGAGGGCGCUCAGCGACCAGUUCACGAACGAGGCGGCCAAGAUCACAAAGGAGCACGUCGAGGAUAUCCACCAGGGCGUCAUCGGCCUCCACGAGCAGUUCCAGGGCAUGGACGCGCUGCAGCAAAACAUUGUCGACAUGGUCUACUACGCGCUCGCCAGCCAGGACGGCAUGGCCAAGAUGCUGUCGGACGCGGUGGAAAGUGAGUACCUAACAAUUCGGCACACAUGACGUCUCUCUAUACGCUAACGGUAGUUGGGGUAGUGUUCAACUACUAUAAGCGAAGCGAGGAGGAGG